This is a messenger RNA of Trichogramma pretiosum, 1668 nucleotides long. RefSeq lists its product as uncharacterized. Lineage: Eukaryota; Metazoa; Arthropoda; Insecta; Hymenoptera; Trichogrammatidae. The record is from RefSeq and is a predicted model, not a curated record. Bases 115 to 1464 code for a protein of 449 amino acids. The transcript has a single exon.
UCGCGCUUCUACACCAGCCAGUUCCGAGUACAACACGCUUUUCCCCAUAGUUUUCGCUCUCGAAUCGUCCCGCGAUAGCUUCGAUAAAACAGUUUUUACCUCUCCUCGUCCAAAAUGCUCGUCGACGACGAUUACGACAUGACGAUCAAGGAUUCGUCGAGCGUCGUGAAAAGCGUAGUCAAUGCCAGCAGCGAGCUCGAGGGCGAGGGCCACGUCGAGAGGAAAAUUCUGGACGUGUGCUACGCCGCUGUCUCGGUGCCCGGUGGUUAUUACGGCAGCGUCUGUAAACGGCUGUGCGUCGCCACCGAGGGCCAAACAGUCAACGGCCAGACGAAGCGACGAGCCGACUCGUACCUGGUGAAGCAGUUGCCGCCCACGAAGAUGGCGCGCCGAGUCUUCAAGCACCCGAUGACCUUCUGCAAGGAGCUGUACUUUUACGAGACGCUGGCGCCGCUCUACCAGAAGUUGGCAAAGAUCGACUUCGCCCCGAGGUACGUGUGGUCGCGUCUGUCGACUCGAAACGGCGACGCCGUGGCGCCGCACAACGACGCCCUGUUGGUCACCCGUUACUUGGAGGACUUCAAGACGAUCGACAGAUACAAGGGCGCGAGCUUCGAGGAGGCGAAAAUCGUCGUCUACACCAUGGCUCUGUUCCACGCCACGGGUAUCGCGAUCAGGCGCAAGAGACCCGACGUCUACCGGCAGAUCCAGGAGAGAUUCGGCUUUCCGAUUCACUCGGAGGACAGCGACCGGGCCAGACGCGAAAACAUCGAAUCAAUGAUCGACGACGCCUUUAGAAACCAAUCCGAGACGAUGUCCCGGAUAAAGCUGGAUCCGCGCACGGCCGAGUGGCUCAAGGAGACGCAGAGAGACUCGCCGCGGCUCGAGUGCUGCUACCCCAGGGCGCAGAGGAGGGACAAGCAGGGGGACGAGCUGUCCUGCCUCUGUCACAACGAUCUGUGGGCCAACAACAUCAUGAUCAGGCAGUCCGAGGUCGUCGACGGCGGCGACAUCGACAUCGACGACGACAAUGUCAGGUUGUUCGAGUCCCUGGAGAUAUCGGCCAAGCCGAGGUACAACGACGCGCGCUUCGUCGACUGGCAGACGUACUACAUAAGCUCGCCCCUGACGGAGCUCGUCUUCUUCGUCUUCGUCACGCUCGAGCUGCCCCUCGCAGCGGAGAAAAUCGACGAGCUGUUGGCCAUUUAUCGCGAGACUCUGCUCUGCGCCGCGCUCAACCACUACGGCAUCGAUCUGAGCUCGCAUCUCGAGGCGGCUCCGUUCAGCGAGCGACUGAGGCGGGACGCUCGCGACGAGCUCUAUCACAUCGUCAAGUUCGUGAAGAUAGCGUCGCUGACGGAGAACGAGGACCCGUUCGAUCACAUCAUGGAUCGGGAGACCCUCGAUCGGUUGCGCUCCAUAUUCAAGGUCUAUCAAGAGAAUAAAUGGCUGCGGGAAGAAUGACAAUGGUUCGACCCGCCCGUGUACAGAAGACGAUAGACUCGUACAUGGUUUUUAUUCAAUUUUGUUUUUCUAUGUGUUGGGUAAUCUUAAUUUUUAUUUUAUUUCGUUAAGUUUGAAAUUCAACGGACUCGAGAUAGUUCAUAUUGUAAAUGUAAAUAGUAUAUAAUCUAUAUCCCGAAUGUUUAUGUAAACACUAAAACAAUU